Molecule: messenger RNA, 179 nt
Organism: Racocetra persica
Lineage: Eukaryota; Fungi; Glomeromycota; Glomeromycetes; Diversisporales; Gigasporaceae
Source: the annotation of a GenBank genome assembly
UACAUGGAAGUAAGAAUAAUACUAGCUGUCAAUAUUUACAGCAAUUGGCAUAUAGGCAUAAGAUAGGCCAUGCUUCAUCAGUCGAACAUUAUGGUGUGAUGAAUGACAGACCAAUUGCUCUAACGACUAGAGAAAAAAAUACUAAGAUAUCAGAUAUUAUAGAUCUAUACAAUUACUAA